UUUAAUCCUGUGAAGGGUGUGAGAAAGACAGCAAAUGCAAGAGCCACGCAAAGUAGAGGAUGCUGUUUAGUAAACCAUGGAAGAAGCUACAGUGAAGCAGGGUAUGCUCUACCUUCAGCAGCAGACAGCAUUUGGAAAGAAAUGGAAGAAGGUCUGGGCAGUAUUGUACAGAGAAACCAACUGCUCAAUUGCUCGGCUAGAAUAUUUUGAAGGAGCCAGUGGUCCUGAAAAAAUUGAGAAGAACAAGAAAGGAGAAAACAAGAAAGUUAUCCGCCUCUGUGACUGCAUCCGGGUAGUAGAAAUCAGUGACAAUAGUCCCAAGGAAACAACAGCCUUCUUACUAGAGACUACAAAUAAGCUGUUAGUCUUUGCUGCUGAUAAUGCUGUCCAAAAUGAAUGGAUUCAAACUCUCUGUGAGGUGACAUUCCAAAAAAACAGAAGCCUAGAUGCAGGGAAUGACAAUCUCUCACAAUCCAAAUCUUCAAAAGUCAGUAUGGAAGAAAAUUCACUGUACAGCACUCGUGAACAAGUGAAAGAAUUUAAGGUAACUGCAAGGAGGACCGAAGCCACAGAUAGAUGUCAACUCCGUGGAACAUACAUUCUGAAAGCAGACAAUGAUUCCUUGGUGAUUAAAGACACAAAGACAGGUGGAAUCCUUUACACGUGGCCAUACAGAUUUCUAAGAAGAUUUGGACGAGACAAGGUGACAUUCUCAUUUGAAGCUGGAAGAAGAUGUGCUUCUGGAGAAGGAAACUUUGAGUUUGAAACCAAGCAAGGCAAUGAUAUCUUUCAAGCCAUUGAAGAAGCCAUCAACGUGCACAAAAUGACAACAAAUGAAAUGCCAGCAGCUCAGAGGGAGAUACCUGCAAUCAUAAACCAGGAAGUGUAUGAGGAUGCAGGCUUAGACGAAACAGGCCACAGAAUGCAAAGGUUCAAAAAUGACCUAGCAAACAAAAGUGUGCAUUCCACAGGGACUAGAUGCUUAUCCCUGGAGUCAGGACAGGAGGCUAAAUCUGCCUCUCUCAAAUCCAGGCCUGUGAAACCUUUAAAUAGCUGCCCACUGCCUUCUGCCAAAGGUGUCCUUCCUUCUGAGCCAAUGAGUGACUUCCUUCAACCACCUCCUAUGCAGAGCCUUUACUCAGAAGCCUCUACUGCGAACAUGCAACUAGAGCCGAACAGUAACAAGAAAGUAAGAGAAAAAAGUAAAAAAAAUCAAGGAUCUCCAAGAGAAACGCAAAUAGAAUCUGACUAUGCAGUUCCUUUCGACACCAUUGCCAAGUCUCUAAUGGCUAACUUUCCAUUUAAUAUGCCUGAAUCAUCACAUGCUAAAGAUGAAGACCUUUUUUCACCUCCUCCAGCAGUGUGUGAGAGUCAAGACCCACUUUAUGACUCCAUUGACGAAAUGAAUCUUAAAGAUAGAGGUCAUUCUUCCAGGCCAGUUUUUACCAAAUCAUACCAUAUUUAUGAUGAACCUGAGGGUUGUGCUGGUGUUUCUGUUUAUGAUGAGCCUGAGGAGGUUAAAGGCCAUGCAUGGAAGUUACAGGCCACAGAACAGGAUCCACCAGGUCAUGAAUAUCCUUAUAACCCACAUGUGGAUGACUAUGCUGUGCCAAGAAAGGCCGUAUCUGCUGCUCAGCUGAAUUACUACACUGAGGACACACAACAUGAAGAUCAGCAGGAGGAUGAGGACAUUGAAGAAUGCGAGUAUGAUAAUGUCAUAUUAAAAUUUGCAGACAGAAGGACUGAAUAGCACAUGCAUGGACAACAUAUCCACCCAGCAUUCAGAUCAAAUGUCAAGAGUUUAAAAGGACGACUAACAUCAAAAGCUAGGGGCAUAUCUUGCAAAGUAUAGAGAACAAAUUAUUACAUACAUCUUACAAACCCCCCUUAUAUUAGUAACAUAACAGAAUAUAUAAAACAGGAUGGAAAAUAUAUUGGCUAAAAAGACAUACCUAUGUGAGGGAAAGAAAGAUAAAGUACAUUAGACUUGAUUUGUACAUCAAAAAAGAAAUAAUGUCUAAAGGCAACCUGUAAAACAAAUCACAAUGACUGGUUUUAUAUCAUUAAUGCGGGCACACAAGGACACAGCAGAAGAGCUAGGAAUCUCUUUUUGAGAUGUUGCAUACUGUUGGAGAGAAUCACAUAGAAAUUAUUUAGUUCUGCAGCAUACGUUCUUACGGAACUCCAGCCAGUGGCAGUUGGAACAAUCUGAGACAGUGUUACAUUGGAUCUAUCAUUUUCUAUAUGUUAAGAACCCAUCAGUUUCCUGAAUACAUAAUUCACUGUCUUUAUGAGCCAGUAGCAAAGCUACCAAGGUAGAGUCUUAUAGGGAUUGCUAUCCAUCACAUUAUCUGGGAAUGUGCACAACUUAAACUCUGUCCCCCUCUAUGAGGCUAGGAAUGUGUGUCAUGUUCUCUCUGCCCCAGAAGUUGGAAGUAUGCAUAAAUUUUAUAGCUAUCCCUGAUAUUGGGAAUGCACAUGAUGUUAUUCCUGUCCCAGAAGCUGGGAAUAUGCACCAUGCUAUCUCUGUCCUUGAUUCUGUAAAUGUAUUCCAUGUUUUUUUUUUUGCCCACAAGCUUGGGAAUGUGCAUAACGUUAUCUUAGUCAUGGGAGCUGGGACCAUGCACAAUAUUACAGGAAACAUACUCUGUGCAGAAUUUCUAGAGCGGUGUUCAUAAGGUGUUUUUUGUUUUGUUUUGUUCUGUUUCUAAGAAAGAGUGGAUGAAGGGGAAAAUGAUCCUGCCUAGGUGCGAGGGGCAACGCUUCCUACAGAAAAUGCCCAUAAGAAUGUCAUUUUUAACUGCAUUCAAUCAUUUAAUCUCAGGAUUCCUCAUUCAGUUCCCUUCUUCCUUUUUUGUGAGUGAUGGAUAUGGUGGCAGUACAUGAAGUAGGACAAAUCACAUUACCUUUUCCCAAGCAUAGAUUCUAGCCCAUCCUAUGGGAUCUGUAAACAUUCCCAGACCACAUGACUGGUAUCAUUCCUCCCAGCAUGUCCAGUAUGUAGCCCAUAGAUCGUUGCAGUGGAACAUAGAACAGCAGCAGCCAGCUAGGGGACAUUCCUAUAGGAACCACCUAAUUAGGUUUUCCUCAGUAUUCUGCAGCAGCAGCAGCUAUAGUCUUAGUGCAGAGAAGUCAUUUCCACCUCUUGUACCAAUGAUAUAAUUUUUUCAUUCAUUACUGAUAGCUCAUGACCACAGCUGAGGAUGAAAACACAGGCUGUUAAGUAAAAUGAAACCUUUGUCUGAAGAGUUAGCUCCUGUUUUGCCAUCACAGAGUAGUUUAUUAAACAUAAGACUGUGGUCACUGUCCCAAUUCUCUUGUGAGUCUCAUGCUCCUCUAGUCAAGAUUAACAAGCAAAGACCUGUCGUACUUAAACUCCUCCACUGAGAACAGAUGCCCUGUCCCAUCUGAACAGAGAGCUCUACUUUUUUGUAAGACAGUACUAUAGCAUAAAACAUUGAGAUGCUAAUUGUUAUCCCAGCUACUUCAAAAUGUACAGUAAAUCACUCAAGUGCAUGGUGGAGGACACAGUCAGAUGACACCAAAAGCACACCGUUCCUAAACCGGGCACCCUCACAAAUUGUACUCUCUCUUUAUAGUCUGUCAUUAAACGUCAUAACAGGAGUGGUGAGAAGAUGCAAUUUCGGUGGUGUCCAAAAAAAUGACAUUUAGUAAUUUCAGUUUAAUGUCAAUUAAAUGGGACUCAACUGUUACUGUUUUCAUACAGGGACCAGAUGAUUCAUGGCAAAAUAAAUGUACCACUUCAUCUGUCAAAUCUCUCCCAAGGGACCUGCCAACUCAUGUGACUGUAAGCCUUCUCCAAGCCCAACAACAGCUGUGACAUGGAUUGGAUGAAUCUUUCAAAUACUCAUACUGCUGUACAAGGCUACCCAGUGAUUCCACUCUUCUAUGGCCUUGAUGGAUUUUUGUGUUGCUCCUCCUGAAGCCAAGCUUUUCCAGUCAGACUCCCCAUGAAUUAUCAUGCAAGAGUGGACAGGCUUAUGCACCUCAACAAAUGACAGAACUAUGUCAUCUGCAGCUGUGUGCUCCUGGAUGAGUUUCCUUUAAUGACCACAUCUUGUGUGAGGGGACCAUAUGAGCUUCACAAAAAGGCCCACAUAUUUAACCCAAAUUGAGAAGACCCUGUCUAGACUAAGGUGAUCUGUAGCCACUGCAGCAGCUUUACAUGAAUGUUGUUUCACUUGAUGAGAUACUGGUUGCCAUGCUACUGAUGUAACCUGGCUGGCCUUAGCCUAAUAUAGCUAUAUAAUCCAAACCAGUAGAAAUACGCCCAACAAGUAGAAAAAAGUUCCUGUUACACGAAAAAUAAAAUAAGCCAAAUGUAUAAUCCAAAACAUGCACAGGAACCAAAUGGCAGUAACAUCCGAUAAUGAAAGGCACCAAGUAGCUCAAUAAUCAACAAGAACAGCCACAAAGUAAUGAAGUAUAGAAACAGUUUAAUUCCACGUAAUAAGCUACUUGGUGCCUUUCAUUAUCGGAUGUUACUGCCAUUUGGUUCCUGUGCAUGUUUUGGAUUACACAUUUAAUAUAGCUAUAUGUUUUGGCUCAUCACCUGAGAAUAAAAACAGUCUAGAUUUGCAACAUGUGCCAGACCCCCAUGUAACGUCUACUGCUGAGAUUGGAAUUAUGUACCAGGUUCCAGAGAUAAAGAAUGUAAAUCAUGUUAUCUGUCUUCUUGGGUUACGGAAU
Molecule: messenger RNA, 4710 nt
Organism: Protopterus annectens (West African lungfish)
Lineage: Eukaryota; Metazoa; Chordata; Ceratodontiformes; Protopteridae
Gene: DOK2
Product: docking protein 2
Exons: 5
Coding region: 77-1750 (557 amino acids)
Biological process (GO): cell surface receptor protein tyrosine kinase signaling pathway; positive regulation of MAPK cascade
Cellular component (GO): cytoplasm
Source: RefSeq, a predicted model, not a curated record